Molecule: messenger RNA, 1545 nt
Organism: Anolis sagrei ordinatus
Lineage: Eukaryota; Metazoa; Chordata; Lepidosauria; Squamata; Anolidae
Source: RefSeq, a predicted model, not a curated record
AUUUCCCCUGAGCCCAUUUCCGGUGUGGGAGAGCGGGAGCGCCUUGGGCCUGCCCUGAAUGGGGGAAGAAGCCUCUGCCAGCCCUUGAGGAGGCUGUUGUGUGGCUCUCUGAGAAGGAGUGGAGUGCCCUGGUGGGCUUGGUGUGUAGAAGAUACAGUGGAGACUGGUGAGAACAUGGCACCCAGAAAUCGGCAGAAGAAACAGAAGAAGCCAGCUGUAACAAAGCCUGGUGCGGAAAAACAGGUGUCUGGAAAGCAAAAGAGAACGAAAACAGGGGAGAAACCAUAUAAAUGCAUGGAAUGUGGAAAGGGCUUCAGUCAGAAAGGAAAUCUACAGGUGCAUCAAAGAACCCACACAGGAGAGAAGCCAUACAGAUGUAUGGAAUGUGAAAGGAGCUUCAGUUGCGGUGGAAGUCUACGUGUGCACCAAAGAACUCACACAGGAGAUAAACCCUAUGAAUGCAUGGAAUGUGGAAAGAGCUUCAGUGAUAGAGGAGGAUAUAAUCGACAUCAAAGGAUUCACUCAGGUGAGAAGCCCUACAAAUGCAUAGAAUGCGAUAAAACCUUCAGGUGCUGUUCAGGUCUACUGACACAUCAAAACACUCACAGAGGAGAGAAACCAUACAAAUGCAUGGUGUGUGGAAAGCAUUUCAGUAAGACUGAUAAUCUGCGCGUACAUGAAAGAAUGCAUUCUGGAGACAAACCCUAUAAGUGCACAGAAUGUGGAAAGAGCUACAGUCACAGGACAAAUCUACGUGUCCAUGAAAGGACACACACAGGGGAGAGACCAUACAAAUGCACAGAAUGUGGAAUGGGCUUCUGUGAUAAAGGCACAUGUAAUAAUCAUCUAAUGACCCACACAGAGGAGAAACCAUAUGAAUGCAUGGAAUGUGGAAAGAGUUUCCGUCGCAGUGCAAAUCUACGUACGCAUCAAAGAACUCACACAGGGGUGAAACCGCAUGAAUGCAUGGAAUGUGGAAAGAGUUUCAGUCGCAGUGCAAAUCUACGUACGCAUCAAAGAACCCACACAGGGGAGAAACCUUAUGAAUGCAUGGAGUGUGGAAAGAGCUUCAGUUGCAGUGGAAGUUUACAUUCCCAUCAAAGAAUCCACACAGGAGAAAAACCAUAUCAAUGCCUGGAAUGUGGAAAGAGUUUCAGGGAGAGACGAGAUUUGAAUGCCCAUCAUAUGAUCCACACAGGGGAAAAACCAUAUAAAUGCAUGGAAUGUGGAAAGGCCUUCAGCAGAGGUGGAGAUUUAUGUGCCCAUCAUAAGACCCACACAGGAGAGAAGCCAUAUCAAUGCCUGGAAUGUGGAAAGAGCUUCAGGGACAGACGAGAUUUGCAAACUCAUCAUAGGACCCACACAGGGGAAAAACCAUAUAAAUGCAUGGAAUGUGGAAAGAGCUUCAGGGACAGCAGACAUUUACAUGCCCAUCGUAAGACCCACACCAGAAAAACCACAUAAAUGCAUGGAAUGUGGAAAGGCCUUCAACAGAAGUUGCUCAUAUAAUAAAUAUCUAAGGGCUCACAUGGGUGAGACCAUGUG